AAAAUUUAGUCUGCAUCUGACAGGCAGAAGUCACUGCUUGUUACCAUGGACUUACAGCUGAUUAUAGAUGAUAGCCACUCUAUCUUAUUCAUACUUGCACUUAAAAAACACUAGUAUAAUUAUGUUGCAUAUAUUGUUAUUACCUUUUAAUUGUCUCUAAGGCUACAUUGAUACUUGUCUGAACUUAACCUCCUUGUUUGUUGACCUCUUCCCAUAUGGAAUUGGCACGUAGGGGAUAUUCCUCACUGACCGUGCAGUUUGGCAAUGGUUUAUUUGAGCCUAAGGCAGGAAUAAGAGAGGGAGUAAAAGUCGAAUGUUAUCGUUUCAAAGACUCGAUCAUCAAAGAUAUCAAAGAUGCUGAUCUAGUCAUAAGUCAUGCUGGUGCUGGCACAUGCCUUGAGGUACUAGAGCGUAAUAAAAAAUUGAUUGUGGUAAUUAAUGAAGAAUUAAUGGACAAUCAUCAAACCGAACUUGCUGACAAGUUGUUCAAGGAGCACCAUGUCUUUUGUUGUACUCCAGCCUCGCUCUGCAGACUUAUUCAAAGUAUGGAGUUUACACACAUCAGGCCUUUCCCACCUGGCGAAACAUUAACCAUAGCAAAGUUUUUAGAUGAGGUCUGUGGAUUUGGAACUACACCUCCCACCCAAUAACGUAAGCGCCAUUUUUCUAUGUGAUUUGUAACCAAAGAAUUGAAAGAUCAGUAAUAAUAAUAGAUACUGUAUAAUUUGAAGCCACGAUAAAAAACUGUAAAUAUGAUCAUCAUUGAAUGGUGGUGAUUCACAUUCCAUAUGUAAAUGGAUAUUUCCUUGGUAGUCUGUCCUGGGCAAAAUAAAACCAAUAAAACAAUGAA
Molecule: messenger RNA, 850 nt
Organism: Frankliniella occidentalis (western flower thrips)
Lineage: Eukaryota; Metazoa; Arthropoda; Insecta; Thysanoptera; Thripidae
Gene: Alg13
Product: UDP-N-acetylglucosamine transferase subunit ALG13 homolog
Exons: 3
Coding region: 216-650 (144 amino acids)
Biological process (GO): dolichol-linked oligosaccharide biosynthetic process
Molecular function (GO): hexosyltransferase activity
Source: RefSeq, a predicted model, not a curated record